AUGACAGACUUUUUAGAACAAGUGAUACACCCAGACUUUAGAUCUGAAGAUGUAGUAAAUGUGUUUUCCACUAAUCCUCUGGGGAAUACUACUAGUGAAUCUAGCAAUAUUAACCAGGCUUUUUUUGCGAUACAAAAAUUAUACCAAACUCAAUUGAGGGGCUUUUGGGAACUGGCUAGCCUAAAGCACUAUAUAGAACAAAAAUUGGUACCAAGGGGCCUUAGACCAGACAUCCUACUACCUGACAAAGUUAAAACUGAAGAACAGAUUGCAGAGUGGAAUUCCAUCCUGCUAGACUGUUCAGCCAGGAUAAUGCAGUUCCUGACCAAGUUGGAACAAGAAAGCCUAGAAAAAACCAAUGGAGAGCUAGACAGUGAAAUUAAGAAAAUUAAAAUAUUUGACAAAGAUCCAAAUUUUACAGCUAUGGAAACUAAAUUACAAAAAAACUUAGAGAACUUUAAGAGGAAUAUCAGACACAAAAAACAUUACAAAUUUCAAAGGGAUUUUAGAGACUUUCAGGAAGGCAAUAUCUUUAAAAAUAAAAACAAACGAAACUUUAGAAAUAGAAAUGUGGGCAAAGGGUUUUCUUCCUCUGAGGAAACCGAAUGGUCUGACUCAGAAACACACUGGCGUCAGAACAAAAGACCCGGGUUUAAUAGAAACAAUUAUAAAUCUCCCACUGGUCAAACUAGAGGUAUCCUUAGAAACACCGAAAAAAAUAUUUCCUUUGCAGGCCCUCCCCUUGUAACUGUGUCAGACUCCAGUUCCAGACAAGAAACUUCGUCAGGUUCGUCCCAAUCGUCUUUGACUUUUUUAGACCAGGACUGGCCCCAACCACAGCGAGAACGACUCAGAGACAGGAAAAAAUGGGGCUACAAGACACACAAGUCCAACUACCAAUGA
Messenger RNA from Pelobates cultripes (western spadefoot toad), 903 nucleotides. NCBI's taxonomy places the organism in Eukaryota, Metazoa, Chordata, Amphibia, Anura, Pelobatidae. The record is from the annotation of a GenBank genome assembly.